This is a messenger RNA of Microplitis demolitor, 1796 nucleotides long. RefSeq lists its product as uncharacterized. The record is from RefSeq and is a predicted model, not a curated record. Bases 1 to 1368 code for a protein of 455 amino acids. NCBI's taxonomy places the organism in Eukaryota, Metazoa, Arthropoda, Insecta, Hymenoptera, Braconidae. The transcript has 3 exons.
AUGAAUCCGAUUGAUUCAUACUUGCCAAAAGGCAAAUUAUUCUAUUCUUAUGAUGAAUUUACCGAAUGGUGUAAUAAACUGAAAGCUAAUGAACAUCCAACCAAAUUGUCAAGUUUUGAUAUUAAAACUAUUACUGCUGCUAAAUUAAAAAGAUUUAUGGAUCCAGCUUUACAUUUUUAUAAAUUCCAUAAAAAAUGUAAAUUUUUUGGUGAAUUUAUAUCAAAACGAACCACUAACCGUAAAACAACAUCGAAGAAGGUUAAUUGUCCAUUCUUUUUUUAUUUUCGAAUAAAUGAACAAGGGAAUGCUUUGGAACUAAUUGAUUGUCACUGGUCGCAUAAUCACCCACCUCAUGUAUUACCGAUUGCUGAUAAGCCAAAUGACAUUGCUCAGGCUACUGAAAUGCCAAUACCUGAAACUACUGAGGAAAAUCCAACAAACGAAAUCAAUUCCGACAGACAAAUAUAUCUUCAUAUACUUAAUGAGAUUGAAAAUUAUCCAUUUUUGUUAGAGAAUGAUACUAUAAUUUUUGAUGAUGCUGUCGAAUCAAUUAAUGAACUUGUACCAAUUGUUGAUGAAGCUAUUGGGAAAUCCGGUCAUAUAAUAGCUCACAGGCCUCGUAUCAAUGCCGACAAUAAAGAACCUAGAUCACUUGCAACUGAAAAUAUCAAUGAAGAAGCUGAAAAACCUGGGGUGAGAAAACUUCACGAAACAUCUAAAGAAGAGCAUAUUGUAAAUAAAACAGCUGAAGGAUCUGGUGAUGAAUUUCCCAACAAAGCUGUAGGUUUUGCUACAAUUGUUGAGACUAGAAAUCAAGGAUUUGAUGACAAAAACCGUGAAGAAGUAGCUGAAGUUCUUGGAAUUAUUGUAGAGAACAGUAAUGGAGCAUCUAACAUUGAAAACCUCGAUAAAAUAGACAGAAGCCUUGAAGCUAUUGUUGAUACAACAGCUGAAGGGUCUGGCGGUGAAAUUCCCAGAGAAGAAGCUGGAGGUUUUGAUACAAUUGUUGAGACUAGAGAUCGAGGAUUUGGUGAUGGAAACCGUGAUGGAGUAGCUGAAGUUCUUGGAAUUAUUGUCGAGAGCAGUAAUGGAGGAUCUAACAUUGAAAACUUCGAUAAAAUAGACAGAAGCCUUGAAGCUUUUGUUGGUACAUCAGCUGAAGGGUCUGGUGGUGAAAUUCCCAGAGAAGAAGCUGGAGGUUUUGAUGUAGUUACUGAGAGUGCAGAUCGAGAACCUGGUGAAAAUCCUAAAAAAGCAACUGAAGAUUUUGAAGCUACUGCUGAAAUUAGAGAUGACAGAUUUAUUGUUAAAAUGUCUACAGAAACUGCCAGGAAAUUUGAUUCUAAUGAAGUUAAAAAACUUCAUUAGAAUGAAAGCAAACAACUCUUGGGAUUCAAAAACUGUAGAUAUUUCUACAAUUCAAAUUAGUCAAAAAAAAACCUAGAGGCCGCCCAAAAGGGAAAGUUUUGACAGCCAUCGGGUUACCUGUUAAAAGGGUUCUUAAAAAAAACACCACUGAUCAUGACAACUCUACUCUAAAUUCAUUUAUUAAUUUAAGCGUUAAAAAUCAAAUUAAAAAAAUUCUUGGUUGGGUUAUUAGAACUCAUGAUAUCAUUGACAAGGUCAUAAAUAAAUAUCAAAAAAUUACAAUUACUGAUAUACGUGAAAAGUUACCAGAUUCCCUUCUGGACGAUGAAGUUAACUUUCAUUGUGUUUACGAGUAUUUUGAAAAAGCUGCUAUCCACAAAUUGAAGCAAACUAUAAAUAAAAAAAAAACGUUUGAAAUUAUAUAUAUG